AUGCUAGUGGAAGUCGUUAUUCUCAUUUCGGUGGUCAUCGUCAUCUUGUAUUAUGCUAUUUUUCAUGGAAUUGAAAAACGAUCUAAUUUGGUCUUCGUUGCCGUGCUUGGCGAUUUAGGCCAUAGCCCUAGAAUUAUUUAUCACGCGUUAUCUCUUGUUCAAAAUAAUUACAAAGUUUAUUUACUCGGUUAUGAUGACAGCUGUAUAAUGAAAGAAGUUUUGGAGCACCCGAACCUAUCAGUUCAUUAUCUUAAAAAACCUAGUACACCUCUACACUUCCCAAAAAGAGCCUUUUAUCUUCUUUAUCUUCCUUUUAAGACAAUUUCUUUGCUACUUAAUCUUGUUAUGUCUUUUAUAAUUCUACCAGCCCCACAGCACAUACUUAUACAAAAUCCUCCGGCAGUUCCACUUAUGUUAGUUGCUCUUUUUUUUAGUAAACUUCGAGGUGCGAAGUUGAUUAUAGACUGGCACAACUUCGGUUAUACUAUUUUAGCCCUCAAACUUGGAAAAACUUCUUUUUUCGUGAAACUUUAUAAACAUUACGAAAUUUUUCUCGGAAAGUUUGCUGAUGAUAACUUUUGCGUAACGGAAGAAAUGAAAAAGGCGUUGAGUGCUUGCAAUAUAAAAGCUCGAAAACUGUACGAUCGGCCUCCAGCAAUCUUUAAAAGUUUGAGCGAGGAGGAAAAAAUUCAGUUUUUUAAAGAUUUCAAUAACAACUAUUUUAAUGCGUUUCCUUCGCCCAACAAGUGUCAUUCAGUAAAGUUUAUAGUCAGCAGCACCUCGUGGACAGAAGACGAGGAUUUCACUAUUUUAUAUGACGCUCUGAAACUUUAUAGUUUGGCCCGCCAAAGCCAAUCACCGCAUUUGCCCGCCAUUUUAUGCAUAAUUUCUGGAAAAGGGCCAAUGCGGAGUCACUUUGAAGCUCUUGUCAGACGCUCUCCUUUGGACCACGUAUCUAUCCACACUGUCUGGUUGGCCAUUGAGGAUUACCCUCGCUUUCUUGCUGCUGCGGAUCUCGGCGUUUGUCUCCACCUUUCGUCUUCUGGUAUAGAUCUACCAAUGAAGGCAGUGGACAUGCUGGGCAGCGGUAUCCCAGUGUGCGCCGUUUCUUAUCGUUGUAUCGACGAGUUAAUUAUUCACGGUGUAAACGGUUUGAUAUUUAAAGAUGCUCGCGAGCUUUCUUUGCAGUUGCAGAACUUAUUUUAUUGCACUGAUAAUAAUGGAUCUUCUCUACUCGAAGCGCUUCGAAAAGGAGCGUUGGAGUUUCAAAAGCGUCGGUGGACUGACCAAUGGAAUGAAGUUGCUCUGCCAACGUUUCGCUGAUGCACGUGUUAGUGUGUUUUUUCUUUAAUAAAGUGGGAAAA
Zophobas morio is the source of this 1364-nucleotide messenger RNA. RefSeq lists its product as uncharacterized. Gene Ontology annotation, molecular function: mannosyltransferase activity. The record is from RefSeq and is a predicted model, not a curated record. The coding region runs from base 1 to 1323 and encodes 440 amino acids. Gene Ontology annotation, cellular component: endoplasmic reticulum. The transcript is spliced from 15 exons. NCBI's taxonomy places the organism in Eukaryota, Metazoa, Arthropoda, Insecta, Coleoptera, Tenebrionidae.